AUGGAAGGAGACUACAACGAGGAGAGAAGGUUCCCGUGCAACUACUGCGACCGCCUAUUCAUGAGCUCGCAAGCAUUGGGCGGCCAUCAAAAUGGCCACCGGAGAGAGCGCGAGGCUGUGAAGAAGGCUCAACAAGAAGCUCAUCUCCUAGCCAUGCAAAUGCCACCACCUCCCCCACAAUCUUUAGAAGUACCAUCUUACCCGCCCGCGACCAAUAACCCCCCCCACCAACCCUUACAAUACAACCCUCAAAACUAUGUGCACUCUCCGACUUGUCACGCCAAUCGUUUGAUCUCGAGACAUUCUUAUUACCAAACUCAUCGACCGCCAUAUUGCACCCACCAAGCAUCAGGGGCUCCUGUCGUGCUUACCCCAAGGUUUGCUCCUAGAUAUUCUUCUACUUCUUCAUAUAAUAAUAUUGGAGGAAUUGCAAGGGAUGAAGAUCUUAUUAGAUUCCCUUCUAGAUAUCCUACUAGCAUGCAAAAUUUUGGUGUCGAAGACCCUAGGAUUACUUCAAGAUUCCAUUCCACUUGCCCACAUGUAGUAGGAAUGGCAAGAGAUGAAGAGCAAAGGAGGUUUAUGAUCUUGAAUAGGAAUUUGAGUGAUAACAAUGGUGCACCCUCUACAAUAGGAGAAGAGAGGGGAAAUGUGGUGACGGCGGGCCCGUCAACUGCGAACCAGGGAGCUGACAUGGAUUCUAAUGCAAUCAACAACGGCAAGGAUGAGGUCGAGAACGAGAUCGACCUUACUCUCCGUUUAUGA
Messenger RNA from Ananas comosus (pineapple), 762 nucleotides. RefSeq names its product zinc finger protein GIS-like. Gene Ontology annotation, biological process: negative regulation of abscisic acid-activated signaling pathway. NCBI's taxonomy places the organism in Eukaryota, Viridiplantae, Streptophyta, Magnoliopsida, Poales, Bromeliaceae. The record is from RefSeq and is a predicted model, not a curated record. The transcript has a single exon. Bases 1 to 762 code for a protein of 253 amino acids.